CCCCGGGCCCCGCCGCCGCCCGCCCUGCGCCCCCACCCCGGCUCCCUCUGCCCCGCCCGCUCCUCCGCCAUUUUGUGGCCGAGCAUUGCCCGCCGAGGACCGGCGCCGCGGCGGAGCUUUCCGCCUUUCCCCCGCCCUCUCGCUCUCCGACUCUAGCGGCGCCUCGGCCCGGCCCGGCUCGCGCAGCCAUGUCCUCCGGCGCCAGCCCCGAGUACGCCUCCUUCUUCGCCGUGAUGGGCGCUUCGGCCGCCAUGGUCUUCAGCGCCUUGGGAGCUGCAUAUGGAACAGCAAAGAGUGGCACAGGUAUUGCAGCCAUGUCUGUCAUGAGGCCUGAGCUGAUCAUGAAGUCCAUCAUCCCUGUGGUCAUGGCGGGUAUUAUAGCGAUCUACGGCCUUGUAGUGGCAGUGCUCAUUGCCAAUGCCCUCUCACCUGAAAUCACGCUAUUCAAGAGCUUCCUUCAGCUGGGCGCUGGCUUGAGCGUGGGUCUCAGCGGUCUGGCUGCUGGCUUUGCCAUUGGCAUCGUGGGCGAUGCAGGUGUCCGGGGCACAGCACAGCAGCCCAGGUUAUUUGUGGGGAUGAUCCUCAUUUUGAUCUUUGCUGAAGUCUUGGGUCUCUAUGGCCUCAUUGUUGCCCUUAUCCUCUCCACGAAGUAAAUGUUGCGGUAUGAUGUAAAGAGAUGUAACAAAUCUACGUUUAACAAAAAAAAAAAGCUCCAGAAUGAAAAUGGUUUCUCCAAUGUGUACAGUUGUCCCAAUUUGGUAGUUGAUCUCUUGUAAAUGCGCAAUAUAUGUUAGUGACUCGUCUGUCCUGUGUGUACUUCAAUAUUAACUUGGAUGGGUUGCUCCAGGCCUGCUGCAUGGCUUGGGGUGGCCCGUGUGCAAUUUUCCACCCAUUGCUGUUAGUAUUUUAUGUAUAAAUAUGAACUAGAAAUGUAAUUUUUUCUCUUCACUGGAUGUUUAUUUAUAAAAGACUUGACAUGUUCAUACAUCUAUGGAGCAAGGAUUUUCAAUUUCCCAUGCUAUAUAUAUUAAUCUUAUAUAUAGGUAGAUUACACUGUGGGGUAAAUUGUAAGUGCAGAGAAUUCCUUGGAUGUAAUUUUGAUUCUAAAGAUUGCUGUAGUGUCCUGGUAUUGGAGUAUGAGAAUUUUGUGUUUUAUUACAGCAAUUGUCCGAAACACUCCCGUGUUUCAAUAGUAACUGCGUAUGCUCCGGCAUCAGUCGUGCACCCAGUGUUGGGUUACAAACUUCUACCAUGUUUCCAAAUAAAACUUCCUCACUACA
Molecule: messenger RNA, 1280 nt
Organism: Melospiza melodia melodia
Lineage: Eukaryota; Metazoa; Chordata; Aves; Passeriformes; Passerellidae
Gene: ATP6V0C
Product: ATPase H+ transporting V0 subunit c
Exons: 3
Coding region: 189-653 (154 amino acids)
Biological process (GO): proton transmembrane transport
Cellular component (GO): proton-transporting V-type ATPase, V0 domain; membrane
Molecular function (GO): proton-transporting ATPase activity, rotational mechanism
Source: RefSeq, a predicted model, not a curated record